Messenger RNA from Orycteropus afer afer, 773 nucleotides. RefSeq names its product BCL2 family apoptosis regulator BOK (gene BOK). The record is from RefSeq and is a predicted model, not a curated record. Gene Ontology annotation, molecular function: protein heterodimerization activity; protein homodimerization activity. Lineage: Eukaryota; Metazoa; Chordata; Mammalia; Tubulidentata; Orycteropodidae. Gene Ontology annotation, biological process: regulation of apoptotic process; intrinsic apoptotic signaling pathway in response to DNA damage; extrinsic apoptotic signaling pathway in absence of ligand. Gene Ontology annotation, cellular component: mitochondrial outer membrane.
GCGUCCUCGCGGGUUUGAAUGGAAGGAUAGCGAUCUGCAGAGCCGGCGGCGAGCAGGUCCUGAAGCCAGAGCUCCGCCCCGGCGCCCGCGCCAUGCGGCCGGAGAGGUGCGGCGCCCCCCGUCCCCGCCAUGGAGGUGCUGCGGCGCUCCUCGGUCUUCGCCGCGGAGAUCAUGGACGCCUUUGACCGCUCGCCCACCGACAAGGAGCUGGUGGCCCAGGCCAAGGCGCUCGGCAGGGAGUUCGUGCACGCGCGGCUGCUGCGCGCUGGCCUGGCCUGGAGCGCGCCCGAGCGCGCCGCGCCCCCGGGCGGCCGCCUGGCCGAGGUGUGCGCGGUGCUGCUGCGCCUGGGAGACGAGCUGGAGCUCAUCCGGCCCAGUGUCUACCGCAACGUGGCGAGGCAGCUGAACCUCUCCCUGCAGUCGGAGACCGUGGUGACUGAUGCCUUCCUUGCGGUGGCCGGCCAGAUCUUCUCUGCAGGUAUCACGUGGGGCAAGGUGGUGUCCCUUUAUGCGGUGGCCGCGGGCCUGGCUGUGGACUGCGUACGGCAGGCCCAGCCCGCCAUGGUCCACGCCCUCGUGGACUGCCUGGGGGAGUUCGUGCGAAAGACCCUGGCCACCUGGCUGCGGAGGCGCGGCGGAUGGACUGACGUCCUCACGUGUGUGGUCGGCACGGACCCGGGCCUCCGCUCUCAUUGGCUGGUGGCGGCCCUCUGCAGCCUCGGCCGCUUCCUGAAGGCCGCCUUCUUAGGGCUCUUGCGGGAGAGAUGAGCCGC